This is a messenger RNA of Cherax quadricarinatus, 6746 nucleotides long. RefSeq names its product phosphatidylinositol 4,5-bisphosphate 5-phosphatase A. Gene Ontology annotation, molecular function: phosphatidylinositol-4,5-bisphosphate 5-phosphatase activity. Lineage: Eukaryota; Metazoa; Arthropoda; Malacostraca; Decapoda; Parastacidae. The record is from RefSeq and is a predicted model, not a curated record. Gene Ontology annotation, cellular component: cytoplasm; ruffle; plasma membrane. Gene Ontology annotation, biological process: phosphatidylinositol dephosphorylation.
UUGAAGCGUUUAUUUUAGUUUGAUUGUAGAAUGUGGGAAAUUAGUAAAGUGAUUUUUUUUAAGGUGUAGACUCAAAGUACAUACGCACGUACAGGAGGAAGAUCAGCUGUGCUUACACUGUCAGCUGACAGGACAGGUCACACCUUUGUGACCUCUUAUAGGUCACCUCAGUUGCCUCUUGGUGUCACCUGUGACCUCACACCGCCUCCACACUGGUCAGUGUGAGUGCCUCUUUGACCUGUGUUAUCCUCCAUUGGGGUUGAUUGACGCUGGCAGGAGGGAGGUUCUUUACAGUGUGAAGACAGACACCAGAGCAACAAGAGAAAUGGAGCAGCUUAGCAUAGCAUGCAUAUCCUGGAAUGUGGAGACUACUUGGCCUGAAGAGGAUCUACACGCUUUAAUGGGAGUUCGUAAAGAUCCUGUUAUUAAGCGAGGCUUGGAUGGUUACCUCCCAGACCUAUACAUUAUAGGCCUUCAGGAAGUUAAGUCACAACCUCAGAAUGUUGUGAUGGACACCUUGUUUGAAGAGCCUUGGACUAAUGCACUGAGGGAAGUAAUUGGCCCACAUGAUUACGUGAGAGUCACUGGUGAGCGUCUUCAAGGAAUAGUCACAAGUGUAUUUGUCAAGCGUCGUCACCUCCACCACAUUCGAGACAUUCAUACUUCCGUCGUUCGAACUGGCUUUGGAGGGUUUUGGGGUAACAAAGGAGCAACCAGCAUCAGAUUCUCACUCUACGGAUGCUCAAUGUGCAUUGUUAACUGCCACCUGGCUGCCCAUGACACUGGCUAUAAGGAACGUGUGGAAAAUUUUAAUGCCAUCAUAGAUUCCACCCGAUUCCCUAUCCCAGAGACUAGUAACAUUCUCUAUCAUGAUUAUGUCUUCUGGUUAGGAGACAUGAACUUCCGGUAUGAAGCCAACAUGACAUCAGAGAUCAUAGCCAAGCAUAUUGGAGAAGCUAACUGGACAGCCUUAGAAGAUGCAGAUGAACUACGAAAAGCACAGAAGAGCGGGGAUGCAUUUUCUAUGUUGAAGGAAGGACCUCUGAACUUUCCCCCAACUUACAAAUAUCUUGAAGGGACUAAUACGUAUGAUUUUUCACGAAGACCUGCGUGGACAGAUCGUAUUUUGUAUCAGGUCCAUGUAGAUGCCUAUGAGAAUGUCAAGCUGGGAGUUGAGCAACUUCUGUAUAGCCCAAUUGAAGUGUAUACCCAAUCUGAUCACAAGCCGGUCACAACAACAUAUAAAGUAAAGGUAUUUGCUAACCAUGACGACCGUUGUGUGAGGUUCCAGCCCAUGGGAACCUGGGUUGUGGGUGAGGGUGGCCCAGUGAAGAUUUCUCUCGACUCUGAUGUUGUCACCUCACCGUGGGAUUAUAUUGCACUAUAUAAGGUGGACUUUACAUCAAUGCAUCAGUACAUCACUUAUACGUAUAUACCUCAACCCAACCUUGGGAACACCUCUCAGAGAACCUUUCAGCUUUUGUUCAAUGAUGAGCUACUUCAGCAUCCAGGUAUGUAUCGUCUUGUUUAUUACUCUGGAAAGUACUCCUGUUACCUGGGUAUGAGUGAUCCUUUCCCAGUCCUUUCCUCCCAGUCCUAGUGACUUUGUGCACAUUGUUUUUUGUUCUUUUUAAUUGUGACUGAAAGCCAUGAUACUGUGUGUUUUUUGUUCUUUUUAACUGUGGCUGAAAGCCAUGAUCCUGUGUAGGUUUCCACUAAUUUUUAGCCUUGUUUGUGAUAGCUCUCUGAGAAGGAAAAUCUUAAGAAAUUUAGGUUUUACUCCUGUGUAUUUGUUGACAGUGCUAAUUUGUACUUAAGUAUUGUUUAUUAUUGGUAGCCCACUGUAAUCCUAUUUUUAUGUGUGGGCCAUUGGUAGAGCACAUCUUACAGACUAAGUAAGAUUCAGUCUGUCACAAUAAGAUUGUCUCUUGCCCACCAGGCUCACAAACACUAUUUAUUAUAGAUGAUUAAGACAAAAACAGUAAUUGGAAAUUUUAUUCAGACACUGUUUUACCUGUGCAACAGGCUUUUUCAAAUCUUUGUCAACAAAAACUUUGUUGGUUUUCCCAUACCUUUUACUAUUACAGCUGUACUUCCCAAUAUCAAAUUAAUCCCUAUUAUGAAUAUGUAAGUAGAUAUUAUUAUUUAAAUACUAUGUUAUUUUGUUUUUAUUAAAUUAAUGCUAAGAAGUAUUAGCAUGAAUUUAUCAUAAUUUGGAUUACUAUAUCUAAUUCAUGCAUUACUGGUAUAUAAAUUACUUAAAGUUCAACUAGUGGUAUGCAUGUGGAGCUACCAUCUUGGAUAGAUAAGUUUCUCUUAUUUAUUUAUAAUACAUGUACUGUACUUUAUAUACAGUAUUUUAGUUUUCUUAUCUUGUUACUUUUCUUAUUCCCACAUUAACAAAAGGUGCACUCAAGACAGGGUGUACAAUACCACACAUUCUGAAAUGUCUGAUUUUUGUUAAAUUUCUUAGUGCUGAGAUGUCAGAACUUGACUAAAACAUUCUGCAUUUUGGCUAAGUUAUAUUCCAGGAAGUAUUGCAGUUAUUCUUUUUUUAAACAAAUAAUUUAAAAUAAUAAAUUUUUUGUUUCAAGAAAUAAAGUAGUCUGUACACAAAAGUAGAAAAACAAGAUUAAAUCCAGAGAUAAUAGUAUGACGGAUUAAAAUGCUAUAAUCUGUUGUGAUGUUUAGACGAGUUACAGCAUGAUAUAUAAAGGGUCGUCUGCAUUGUGCAUACAGUAUUGUUAAUGCACAGGUAAAUCUCUUUUAGAUGAAAAAUAAAACCCUGAGUUGAAGGUACAUUUCAGCUUCAGUCAGAGAGCACUCUUAAUUUAAACAGUGGGUAUCUGAUUGAGGCUGAGAUAUACAAAUUCUUUCUUCUCAAUGUUUUAUCUGUUCAUGUGGGAUUUACCUGUUCAUUGGCCAGUGUUCAACACUUGGAUUAUUGCUAGUGCAUUAAACACCAAGCCUAAAGAGAGGUAGGGUCUACGACUGUAAUGCUUCCAUGUGUGACUGGGGCCAACUGGUUUAAUAUGUCAUAUAAGUUUUUUUUAUACAUUGAAGAUGAAUACUAACACUAAAAAAUAUAAAUUAAACUGGAAAGUUUUAAGUCUUAGAUGCAGUAGUUUAUAUGAACUGAAUAAAAUAUGGUAAUGUCAGUGCCAAGCAAGUCUUGUAUAUAUUACCGUAAUAAUGAUGGUAAUUUGUAUGUAAGCUUUAAAUGAUUAUGUUAAGAGACUUGCAUUAAUAAAUAUAAGAAGUCUGAUACAGUACUUAAAAAAGUGAAAGAGGCUAUUGUUAGCUUUAUUCUACAACACUGUACUGCACAAAAUAAAAAGAAUAAGAAAUAAAAAGUAUGUCCUGUAUGCCUAUUGACUUUCAAAUUAAACUUUCUUGUUGUACUGCUAUUCUUUAUAGUAUGAGAGUUAUUGUAUACAUUGUUUCCCAUAGAAUGUUUGAAUAUUCUAUCCUCACUCUUUUAAGGUAAAGAAUUAUAAUGUUCAUAAAAAAUUUUCCUGUUUUAUUGUAUCUUUGUUGGGAGGAUUAUGGACACUGAGGAAAAACUUUGAAGGUCACACAAGUAACUUUAAUGUUUGAUGUUUAUUAAUCUAAUGGAAAUAAUAGUGGUAGUAGUUGGAAUAUCAAGUUUCUUGGAAAUACAUGUACUGUAUAUUAGAAUUUAUUUUGAUCAUGUUAUGUUUAUUAUAUAUUUCAUUUGUGGGCUUUGGUUUCAGUCACAAAAUAAACAAAAAUAUAUUAUUCUUGAGGUCAUUGUUGAUAUUUUAAUAGUACUGUAGAUCAGUAACAUUGGGGAGUGUAUAUCACCUGUUUUAUUACAAACUUAACUUCAUUUUGCUGAGAGGCAUUCAUUACAAAAUGUGCUGAUGGUUAAACAUCUGAUAUAUUACCCUAUUUAUUAAAGAGCACAUCAGCUCUAUUUUUUGGCCUCACCUUUGCCCUAACAUGCUUUCACUUUCUGCUAUCCUUUCUGAGAGACCCAUCUUCAAAGUUUAAUCUUUGUCAACCUUUCUGCAAAAUGUCUUCAAAGUCUACACAUGGCAUCCUUUCCUCAGUGUUAAGUGUGUGUACCUAUGAUUGAUUUUGAGAGGUUUUGUCCCCCCUGCAGCAUUGCCUGAGGCCAGUCACUUAUUAUUCACCUUGUCAACUAGGCUGUUGUAUUAGCAAGCAGUCAGCAGACCCACAUAGCAAUCACAGCCUGAUUGAUUCAGCACGGGAUUCAGUAACGGGAAACUUUCCAGCUUCUUAAAAACCUCUCAUCUUCAUUCCAGCAGUAUUUCUGAUAUCUGCUGGAGGUAUGUUGGAGUCUCAGGUCAUGAAUAUUCUGUUAUUCUUUCCCUAAAUCACUUCAUAAAUGUAUAAACAGUUUUUAAUUGAAAUAGUUUACAUCACAAAUUGUGACUUCUACAUUUUCCCAUUGUGAUCUCCCCCUCUUGUUUUUUUUUUUUUUGCCCUUUAAUGUUUGCACCUCAUUGCCUUGGUGUUGAAUGACCCUUUUAGAUAUUGCACUUUCUGAGAAUAAUAGUUUAGUUCUCUCAAGGAAAAAAUAUUCAAAAUGCAUGUCUUUUUAUGCCAGAGGUAAAGAGGUCAAAGAUGUUAGUUAAUUUGUGAGUGAUAUAUCUUUGUGCAGUAUGAUCAUGCACAAUUUUUUUAUUAUUAUUGUACUUUUAAUGUAAUGGAUUAUCAGUUAGGUACAGUCUGAUUUAAAAUUAAGAUGUAGCAAUUUUGUCCAGUACUAGUAAGAAAAAGUCAAGUUAAACAUUUUAUGUAAUGUACUUAACAUACAGGAUAAAAUUUACCAUCUGUACUACCAAAACACUAGAAAAAAUUCUCAGCAUUUUAGUACUAAUGGGAUAUAUAUUUGCUUAAAAAUUCAUAAUCACUGCAUUACCAUAUUAGCCUCUAGACUUCUUAUAUGCAUACCCUGAAUGCAUUUCUUUGUUAAUCUGGUACUACCACAUCAUUGGGAAGGGGUUGUAUUGUCUUAUUUUAGAAAGAUUUCUCGCAUUUUAUCAUUGUUGUUGAGGGACCAAAGGAAACUUUCAUUUCAUUCCUCAGUAACAACAUUGAUGCAGAUUGGAUCCCUUUGAUUCACCAUUGUAGCUACACUUAAGUGCUGUGUAAAUAUCAAACUGUAUUUUUUUAAUGUAAGCCUUCACAAAUUUAAGCAAAUAAUUGUUAUAUUCAUGGGUGUGAGUUGGAUAGCCAAGAAUGAGCUCGGUUAUGAAAGUGGCGCAUUUCUAUACUGUAAUACGUAUACAGUAGAUCUCCUGAGCAGAGGCUCACACUGUCAUUCCUACCAUGUUACUUGAGUGUUAAUUAUAAAAACAGUAGUUAUUGCAGUAUACUUGUCAUGUAACAGAAAGUAGAGAGCAUUUAGAUAGGCUCUUGAAGUGUGUGAUUUUCUUAUAUCACACAGUUCAUCUCUCUGUCCAUGGACAAUUGGCAUACAAAAUUAGCUGACCAUAGUAUCUUCAAGUUUUAGAAGAAUUUUUUUUUAUUAACUAUUUGUAGAAUAGUACUGAUUUGCAGUAAUGCUUAUUUAAAUAUAAUUUUCCUAUAGUAUAGUAGGAAUUAUUACCACAGUAUAUUAUAUAUACAUUUGAAUUGUUAAAUAUCCAGUAUAUCCAGUAUAUUAAAAAUUAUUGAUAUUAAGAACAUUUAGUAGAUAAAAGGUAAUGAAAGGUGUACUGUAUAGAUAAUUGCACUUGUUUAGACUUGUUAGAAGUGUUGUGUGUUAGAUCAAGUACUCAAAAGUAGUGCCUAUAUUGAUCUUAGGUAUGUAUCAAGAUGUAUCAGGUCAGCUAUGCAUAUUAUUAUGUAUCACUUGGACACAUGUAUAAUGAAAGUGCAUUUUUUAUUUAUGUAAGAAUAGGUCAUUGUAUAGUAAAGGUAUCCACUCAGUAGUGCAGGGCUAGAAAUAAUUAUGAGCAGACUAAGAACACAUGGGAUGUUGCAGAUAGUAAGGGUGAAGUGAACUUCUUACUGUGGUAGAAAAUAUGGCUUAAAACAAUAUUUAUCAUUUAUAUAUACUAUAAAUGAAAAAAUAAAAGAAUUAAGAAAAUGUAAAAUAUUUUUUUUAAUAUUUUUACUUAGUGUGUUUUGAAGCAUUGUUUAACCCUUAAACUGUCCGAACGUAGAUCUACGUCCAUGUGUGUGUGGGGGGGGGGGUUCUUCAAACGUAGAUCUACGUUUUAUUUACACUCUUUCAAAAGGGGAAAAUCAAGGUCGGAGUGCUACGCAUGUGAACGUAGAUCUACGUUUGGACAGUUUAAGGUCAAAGUUCAUAUGUUAUUUACCCAUACUCAUUACAACUUCACUAGCAUAAUUUUUUAUGAUUAUACUCUAUAUUUCAAAAUACAGUAUUUAUGUAGAUGGAUAGGUGAACAUAUUCCAGUGUGAUCUCAUACUUUUGUAUUCCUUCCAGUGUAUACUUGGCAUGUUGAUUUAUCUGGAAUAAGAAACUUGAGUGUACUCUUAAUAUGUAAAUAGUGUUUAGGGAAUGAGAUUUGCUUGACGAUCAGCAGAUAGUGGGUGUGACUGACUGUACCUCACCAAAUAUUUACCUAAUUCCAGAUGUCAGUUUGAUGUAUUAUAUAGCAUUAAUAAUAAUAGCCAGGUCACUGAAAUGCUCGUUUCAUGUUAAGGCUGUGUCUUGUGCAACAAAAAUAUAAGAGCCUUAUCCCAUGCCUCUUGGGUAAUGUGUAUAUUAAAAAAGUGAAAGGUAA